UAAACUGAACUGUGAACUGGUAAAUUUAAAUCAGUAUAAACUGAACUGGUUAAUUUAAAUCAGUAUGAACUGAACCGUGAACUAGUUUAUUUUACAUUUUAACUGGUAGAACUCUGCUGAUAAACCAGUAGGGGGCGGUGUGGAGCUGAGUGCGGUUUUUCUCAGCAGACUGAGGCAUUGAGGAAGCGGAGCGGCGUCCAGGAGAACUAUUCAGAUUUAUUCACAACAAACCGAGGUUUAACAUGAGCAGAAUUGAGCACCUGAGCUCCUUCUUUAUAGAGCGGUUAAUGUCGGUGGCUGCAGAGAUUUAUGAAGCGGUUAAAGACACUGUUUCUGACUAUCAGAGAGAGAUAGAGCUGACUAAAGAGGAGAACCACCGUCUGAGGAAACUGCUGGAGGAGAUCAGCCUCAGCGCCCGCGAAGAACCCGGAGACCCGGACACCGAUCUGCAGCCCAGUCGUCCUGAGCCGUCUCCAGAAAAACUAGACUUCUACCAAAGACCGCUGCCUUCAAAUUCCUCUGUAUUACAGCAGAAACUUGAGCUCACCUCCGUAAAACAAGAACCUGAGUCGCAGCAGCUGCCUCCAAAUGAUGUAUCUGCAAGCGCUUCUCCAUGUGCGAAGAGCGUCCACUGUGAGGAGUUUACAUGUUUGUCAGACACAUGGACUAGCCAUGCAGACGGAAUGCUUCAUGAACCACAAAACGCCAGCCAAGGCCUACAGGACACAGAGCCCUCACUAAAACAGGGGAAGCUUGAGCUCGCCACCAUGCAAGAAGACCCUCAUCCCCAACAGAAGCCUGUAGGUCAGUCAUCAUCGGUGUCCCGUAAAUCUUUGGAUGUGGAGGGAAGAAAAGGUGACUGUCUAUAUAGAAACCCUGUUCUGAUAAUCAAGUUAGAACCAUGUGACUUAAAGAAACCACAGUCAUCUAAGCCCAGCCCCAAUACUGCCGAAACCUGUAAUCCAGUGUUGGAACCCAUAUCCACCCAUGUUGAAAUGACCAAUGCUGCACCAGCAGCUGUGCCAUCAGCAGAGGAAGCAGUGUCCAGCAGUGGCGUAAGUGAUAACCCAUUAAUAACGAGGGUUUGGUCUCUAAAUAUGCACAACACCAGGACUGAUAAAGAAGAUCUGUACCACAUAGAGAGACCGUUCCUCUGCGAGUCCUGCGGUAAAAGGUACAAACAGAAGAAGCACCUGAAGGACCACCAGAGACUUCACACUGGAGACCGGCGCUUCAGCUGCUCUGUAUGUGGGAUGCGUUUUUUUUGGACAAAUCAGGUCAAGGUGCACAUUCAGCGCCACCACAAACGGCAGGAAGCUACAGUGCUUAGAAUGCCAUAUUUGUGACAUUGUAACAUUGGAACAUCAUGAACAUUGAAUGUCUUUUAAAUCUGCCCCAGGGAUUCUCUACCUUUGUUGUUUGAAUAUAGUACAAAUAAAAUGUGUGUUUCUUUGGA
Molecule: messenger RNA, 1456 nt
Organism: Astyanax mexicanus (Mexican tetra)
Lineage: Eukaryota; Metazoa; Chordata; Actinopteri; Characiformes; Acestrorhamphidae
Product: myeloid zinc finger 1-like
Exons: 3
Coding region: 243-1346 (367 amino acids)
Cellular component (GO): nucleus
Source: RefSeq, a predicted model, not a curated record